This is a messenger RNA of Phaedon cochleariae (mustard beetle), 1416 nucleotides long. Lineage: Eukaryota; Metazoa; Arthropoda; Insecta; Coleoptera; Chrysomelidae. The record is from the annotation of a GenBank genome assembly.
GUAGCAUCAGUCUUCCUCACAUUUCGAUCAUGAGCAGACGCGUUCAGAGAAAUUGAGUGUGAACUAUACCGAGUGAUUCGAUGACGGUUCAGGAUAAGAAAAAAACAAAUCUCUGGUGAUUUUCCACCACUAACUUGAUGUACGCUGGAUUGAAACGAACCGAAUCUGGAGGAUACGAGUGUUUUUUUGAAUAUCAAAAGCCAACCAUCAUGAGCUGUGUAGAGUUCGUUGCCACUUUAGGAUCGAUAAUUAUAUUAAUAAUUACCAUGCCGUUUUCGUUAUUUUGGUGUUUCAAAGUGGUGCAAGAAUAUGAACGCGCUGUCAUAUUCCGAUUGGGCAGGCUCCGGACAGGGGGUGCCAGAGGGCCGGGAAUAUUUUUUGUGUUGCCCUGCAUGGACAGUUACUGCAAAGUGGAUUUGAGGACGAUAUCUUUCGAUGUACCGCCUCAGGAGGCUCUCACAAAAGACUCAGUGACCGUAACAGUGGAUGCAGUUGUAUACUACAGAAUCCAGGAUCCGCUAAAUGCUGUAGUGAAAGUUACGAAUUACAGCAAUUCAACUAGGCUGUUAGCGAUGACGACUCUGAGAAACAUCUUAGGAACCAGAAACUUGGCAGAAAUUCUGUCCGAUAGAGAAGCAAUAUCUCACGCGAUGCAGACCUCUUUAGACAUUGCAACUGACCCAUGGGGAGUCAAAGUGGAAAGGGUGGAAAUCAAAGACGUGAGCCUACCACAGCAACUGCAGCGAGCGAUGGCAGCAGAAGCGGAAGCAUCCAGAGAGGCUAGAGCCAAGGUCAUCGCUGCCGAAGGAGAAAUGAAAGCCUCGAGAGCACUCAAAGACGCUUCCGAUGUCUUAACCGAAAGCCCAGCGGCAUUGCAGCUGAGAUACUUGCAAACCCUGACCAAUAUUUCUGCUGAGAAGAAUUCAACUAUCGUUUUCCCGUUGCCUAUAGACCUCAUCAGCCAUUGGAUAAGCAGCAACCCUCGUGACGGAAAUAAUAGUCGAUUUUGAAAUCGAUUUCAAAAUCAGCAUCUAUCAGCACAGGAAGUGUACCAGUUGAUGAUUAUAUCAGAGUUGGGUUAAAGUCCUUCGUCCUUUAGAUACAGUUUUCUGCUAAUCAUAUUCUCAGUCUUUCUCUUUCGACGUACCCACAUAGAAAACCCAAUAUUGUUGAGUUUAUUAUUCCUUACCGAGAACAAAAAGCCUCAUUCAAUUGAUUGAACAUACUGAAUGUAUCCACCUAGUGAAUAGUGUGUAUAUAGAAAAAACAAAACAUUUCCAGGACGCUUGUCCAACCCACCAAACGAUAAUGAUGAUAUCAGAUAAAGAAAAUGAAUUUCGAUAUUUUCGAUUAUGAAAACCUACCUACCUGCUUUGUAUUCUAUAUUUUAUUAUAAAUGUGUACUACUCAACAAAU